Molecule: messenger RNA, 345 nt
Organism: Rangifer tarandus platyrhynchus (Svalbard reindeer)
Lineage: Eukaryota; Metazoa; Chordata; Mammalia; Artiodactyla; Cervidae
Source: the annotation of a GenBank genome assembly
AUGCCUUCCCCUGAUCUAAAUUAUGGUAGAAGAAAAGGCCGAGGUCAGUACAGGGAGGGGCUGUUGUUAUGGGAAAUUGUCAUUUUAUUUUGUUUUCAGUCUUGGGAGGGGAGGAGGCAAAUGUGCUUGGCUUUCCAGCUUCAGGCCAGUCUCUGUCACCCAGCCUGUGUCUCCCCUGGGUCAGAGCUGUUCUUCCAAAUCCUGAAACUAGUUCUGAGUAUAGCUGUUACUGUUAGAAAACAUGUUAGCUGGGGAGGAGGGGGCAUAAGGAAGCAUACUUUUAAGGUUUUCUCUAUUUUUCCUGUAGUGUGUAACUCAUACCUCUCUUUGAGAUGCUUUUUUUAA